This is a messenger RNA of Candida albicans SC5314, 396 nucleotides long. RefSeq lists its product as uncharacterized. The transcript has a single exon. Bases 1 to 396 code for a protein of 131 amino acids. The record is from RefSeq and is a predicted model, not a curated record. NCBI's taxonomy places the organism in Eukaryota, Fungi, Ascomycota, Pichiomycetes, Serinales, Debaryomycetaceae.
AUGAGUAAUUAUUAUAAUAAAAACAAGAAAUCAUAUUCUGAUGUAGAAUUACCCACAAAUCCUAAUUUACCAAGUUGGAUAAUCACUCCUAAAGAAGAAAAAGCCGUAUUUGAACGAUGGAGAAAAAGAGCAUUUGCUAGAUGUGAUGAAUUAAUUAAUAAAUAUAUUGAAUGUUCCAAUAGUUAUUCUAAUCCUGUGGAUGCCGUUAAGAAAUGUCAAAAAAUAAAUGAAGAAAGUUUAGCUUGUGUAGCACAAUAUCAAACUAAAGAAUAUUUAGAUAUUGAAAAAGAUUUGUUUAUUAAAGAAAAAUUGGAAAAGAAGAAGUUAUACAAAUUAUAUUUAGAAAAGCAAAUGCAAGAGAAACAACAACAGCAACAACAAGAGAAACAAGGUUGA